Messenger RNA from Sesamum indicum (sesame), 803 nucleotides. Its product is annotated as auxin-binding protein ABP19a-like. NCBI's taxonomy places the organism in Eukaryota, Viridiplantae, Streptophyta, Magnoliopsida, Lamiales, Pedaliaceae. The record is from RefSeq and is a predicted model, not a curated record. Gene Ontology annotation, molecular function: manganese ion binding.
CUUGAUACCAUGCAUGCAGAUUCUAGAAAUAUCACUCAUCCAUAAUUCAUAUAAAUACCCCAUCACCCUAUCAAGGAUUUGCAGCCCAUAAACCAGAAUUCUCUAACAUUUGAAGUUCAAAAACUCAAACCCACAAUGCGUCUUAGAUAUCUCUUCAUCUUCUCCCUCCUCGUCGCCGCCUCCUACGCCCUCGUCCAAGACUUCUGCGUGGCAGACCUCUCCCUUCCCGCCGGCCCCACUGGCUACUCCUGCAAGACACCCGCUUCAGUAACCGAAAACGACUUCUUCUACCAUGGCCUCGCCACCCCCGGAAGCACCAAUAACCGCGCCGGGGCCGGCGUGUCGUGGGCGUUUGACUCCCAGUUCCCCGGCCUGAACGGCCUGGGAAUCUCCAGUCUCCGUCUGGACCUGGCGGUGGGCGGAGUCGCCCCCCUCCACAGCCACCCCGCGGCGACGGAACUCGUGGUGAUUGUUGAGGGGACGCUAACCCUUGGAUUCAUAUCGUCAUUUGAUGACAAAGUGUACAUCAAGACCUUGAACAAGUGGGAUGUCAUGGUUGUCCCGCAGGGACUCCUCCAUUUCGCGAUAAACUCCGGCAACACUACGGCGCUGGCGUUCGCGAGCUUCAGCAGCCAGAAUCCAGGCCUGCAGACUACGGCGUUCGCCCUGUUCAAGAACGAUUUUCCGACGGAGUUGGUGGCCAAGACGACGUUCCUCGACGCGGAGCAGAUUAAGAAGCUCAAGGCGCUUCUUGGUGGCACUAAUUAAUAAAUUAAACUAAUUUUCAGUUGCUAAAUUAUGCA